Molecule: messenger RNA, 2975 nt
Organism: Cladocopium goreaui
Lineage: Eukaryota; Dinophyceae; Suessiales; Symbiodiniaceae
Source: the annotation of a GenBank genome assembly
AGACAUCCCAGACACUGUCCCGCUUUGCCCCAUGCAAUGGCCACUGGACUGCCAAAUGGCACUUGCUUCAGCGUCAUUUCGUCGCUGAAGGGGUGACAAGUUGAAUGUGGGUGUUGCUGAAUUCACAAUCGAGCAGUUGGAACGUGGUGGAGCGGCUUAUCUUUCCGGCGCCCAAGGUGUCCUACACGAUCCACAGCUUCCCCAGGGAGCUGAUCCUCAUCCCACGCCAGGAUGGUGCAAAAGUACCGUGCUUGUUCCUUCCAUUUCAACAUGCUCGUUUCCUGUUCAUCUACUUUCACGCCAACGCGGAGGAUUUGGGCUUGAGCUACGGCUUCUGCAAGAUGCUCAGAGAUCUCUUUCAAGUUCAUGUCUUGGCCGUGGAAUACCCUGGCUAUGGCAUCUGUCCUGGAAGUUGCGAUGAGGCCGGCAUCAUGGCCAAUGCGCAUGCGGCAUUUCACUUUGCAACGGAAACGCUGAAGUGGCCCAAAGAUGGCAUCAAGCUCUUUGGCAGAUCUUUGGGAACCGGUCCCACGGUGCAACUGGCGGCCAAGGCGGAGGUUGCCGGUGUCAUCCUGAUCAGUCCCUUUACGAGCAUCCGCGAGCUCUUUCGCGGGCAGAUCGGACAAAUGGCAGAUUUUUUGGAGAAUCGCUUUCCGAAUUUGGAGUUGACGCCGAAGAUCAGAAGUCCGACCUUGAUCAUUCAUGGCUUACAAGACUCCCUGGUCUCUCCGGAGCAUGGGCGAAGGAUCUAUGCCUCCAUUGGCUGUAAGCGGAUGAUUGUGACGCCACACAACAUGAGUCACAACACCUCCUUGCUGAAGGACGCUGCGACCUUCAUUCUGCCCAUGACGCAUUUCUUCUCUUUGCCCGACUACAGCUUCGAAGAGCUUUCACUUCCCAGCUGGGUUUUCCCUGCUGGUGAUGCUGAUCUCCAGUCUAAGCAGAGAUACGACUUGGAAUGGUUUCCGCCCAUGUGCACGCACAGCUGCAUCCAGCCACGCAACAAGGAGGAGGCCAUGGUGGAGCCCAUCAGCAGACUCAAAGCGUGCCAUGGGCCGCCCGAAGACGCUGAGGCGGAAGUGCGUGUUUUUUCACUGCCAGCGGAAACCGGCAGUUCCGCUGCAUCGCCCACUGACACGGAUCAUGACUGGACUGAUGCCAGCGGCAUCAGCGCUGUGCCGACGGAUCUACGGACUGCACCUGCGCAAGCUGCGCUUGAUGCGCCGGUGCAGGCACAUGAGCGUUUCGGCGUGCAUGGGCAAUGUCUCUUUGUGGUGCGCCCGGAUCAUCACGUGGGCUUCCGCUGCGAGCCCAUCCGUUCAGGUCAUGGGAAGAAGGAGGAUGCUCCUGCUUCCACUGCCGUCUUUGCUGCUGAUCCUGUUGUACUUCUUCUGAGCCACAUCGAUGUCCUUUUGGGACUUCCAAUCUCCGAUGGCAGUUUCGAGCCACUUGAGGUGGAGAGUGUCCGCAGCAAUGAUGCAGCCCUGGUGGCUGCCAAAGCCAAUGGCUUUCACGACUUUGACGUAGAGGUCGCAGGCAACGUCUCGGCCGAAGCUGCGUUUCGCCUGCGGGGGAAGUUGCGGGCCCGGGAGUUGGUGGAGCUGCGGAAGUUGCUGGAGGGCGAGCCCAGGUUCUCGGUACUUCUUGAUCGCCACUGCAAGGCGGUGCAUGAACUGAUCCUCUGCAAGAACCCAGCACCGGUUCUCGCAGUCUUGGCUGGCCUGGUGUGGAGCAGCUUGAGUAUUGCUUGGGAGCUAGACACCAGCCACAUGCCCAAGGCACGGAUGAAGAUGCAACUGGAAGAGCUACGUGUGAAGUUGGCAAAGGUGCUACAGGAUCUGAGCCGUUCGCGGUCCAGUUACUUGAAGGACAGCCUUUACAGUCGCGAAUCGUCGCCAGUGGUUUGGGGAACUCGAAGAAAAUAUGGCAACUAUGUCGAAUCAGACCUGGCGGUGGGCGGCGUCGCGACACACCGCGACGCUGCAGUGGGGGAUGACGCAGACGCGGCGGACGUGGGCGUGCAGGCGUCACCUUCCUUGCCCCUCUGGGCCUUAGAGAAGAUUCGUGGCUUCUCAGGUCUUUCGCAACCAGUGGACAAGAAUACGGUUCAGGAGCUCUUAGCUUUGCUUCCCGCCUUGCCAGCACCAGAUGGACCCAAGCUGCUGUUGGACGAGAUUCGCUUACGAAAUCCUGAGCUCUUUGAACGGCUCUAUGAGAGCAUGAGGCGGACCAAACAACGAACAGAGGAGCUGGUUUCCCACCGCGAGAAGCUGCGGCGUUUCGAUGAGCUCAGCAUGCGCGAGAUCGAGCGCCUGGUUCAUGAAGAACAGCCUGUGAUGUUCUAUGAGCCUUUAAACUACUUGGAUGAUGAGACCAAAGUGCAUGUCUCUGAGGUCAUCGAAGAAAAACUGAAGUUGCUGCUGAAGCGGCUGCAGAUGCCAGCCCCACUGGAUCUAAAGCACUUCCUGGCGAUGGAGGUACCUGAAGUUCCGCCCGUUGAAGAGGCGAAGGUACCGCGGACUGAGCGCAGUGAGGAGGAGGAGGAAGAGAAGGCUGCCCUGGCACAACGUGAGCGUGAGCUGGACAUCAAGGAGGUCCGCUUGAGGGCGCAAAUGGAGGAGAUGCGCGCGGCCCGCCAGACAUUGGAAGGGGAGAUGUCUCAGAAACUUCAAGAGGCCGAGGCGCAGACAUCAGGGCUGAUGCCGGCGAUGUGGACGGUGACUGAGAUGAGCGCCAUGAUCACCUCAAGGAGGCCCUGGGAGCCCCGGGAGCCCUGGGAGGCUUUUGCAGCGCCGAUGUCACUCCGACCCGCCCCGUGUCGUCGUAGCAGUUUCUUCGACGCGGUCGAGGCGCUGAGACCGGAAGGCAUCGACGACGUGCAACACACGGAGUACGGCGAGCCCUUCAUCGGCAACACGGGUUCUGGCGAGGUGCCGGGCGUCGGGGCGUGCGGGUGUCCCAGCGCUUUGCAAUGA